This is a messenger RNA of Bufo bufo (common toad), 1152 nucleotides long. RefSeq names its product protein phosphatase 1 regulatory inhibitor subunit 14A (gene PPP1R14A). Lineage: Eukaryota; Metazoa; Chordata; Amphibia; Anura; Bufonidae. Gene Ontology annotation, cellular component: cytoplasm. Gene Ontology annotation, molecular function: protein serine/threonine phosphatase inhibitor activity. Bases 209 to 625 code for a protein of 138 amino acids. The record is from RefSeq and is a predicted model, not a curated record. The transcript has 4 exons. Gene Ontology annotation, biological process: regulation of phosphorylation.
UGUGCUGUGUCAGUCCAGAGAGGUGCAGCUGGGAUGUGCAUGGCGACCACCGUCCUACAGCUAUAGGAGCAUGUGGAGGAGAUGCAUGUAGUGGACGGUAGAAGUGAGAUUUGGGAUUAACCUUCCUUUGGAUUGAGUGACUUGGUUGCACUGACCACCAGAUCAGGAACCCUGACCACCCACCUCCCCGAGACCAGGACUUUCAACAAUGGCUGCAAAUAAGGUUGGAAAAAGACUGAUCAAUAAAAACCAUUCGCCGUCCAGAAGCAGGGAUUCGGGACAAGCCAUACAAAGGAGACAAGCCCGGGUGACUGUCAAAUAUGACCGCAAGGAGCUGCAGAAGAGGCUGGAUGUGGAGAAGUGGAUAGAUGAGACCAUUGAGCAGCUGUACCAGGGCAGGGAAAUGGACAUGCCUGAUGAGGUGAAUAUUGAUGACCUUCUGGACCUAGACACAGAUGAGCAGAGAAGAAGCAGCUUGCAGGUCAUCCUUGGUUCUUGCACUAACAACGCAGAGGCUUUUAUUCGAGAUUUGCUGUUCAAGUUAAAGGGACUUCAGAAACAGACUCUCCUAAGGAAGAACGGUCUGGGGAUCAGCAAUGAAGAUCAGAUUCGGGAACAUGCGUGACCGACGAAUACUGCUAACCUAUAACGAGGCGGGGGGGAGAGGUCCGCAAGCACAAGGCAUCUCUAUACGUGAAAGACGGAUGGAUGCAAAAGACAAAAUGAGCAUGGAAGUGAUGAUCAGGAGGCAUCUGGUGAUAGGACCACAUCGAUGUGUCGCACAUUCCCGCACCUCAUUAUUCUACAACCUGAUGCCUCAGAUACACCGCCACCUUCUUCUGCAUUAUCUAUUGUACUAGAAAGCUCAACCAAACAGAUUGCUCCUCAAGACCUUCCCCCCGUCCUGACCAUGAAGGAAGACAUAUCUGUAUUACGUAUAUAUUGUUCACAAUAAGUGUUAUUUUCUUUAUAGACUGUGAUCUCACAGGGCCGGGGACCAUAUAGUGAUAUCUUUAGCUGGUACUUUGCUUUUCCAUAAAAAUUAAAGGGGGUUAUUUGAGACUUUUUAACUGAUGACCUAUCCAGAGGGUAUCCAGAGUAUCUGAUUGUGGGGGUCCGACACCCGAGACCCUCGCCGAUCAGCUGUUUGAG